GUUCUUCUUCUUCCCGCUGCAUCCCGACAGCCCCCCCAAGCUUGCCGACCUGCAUGCUUGAAAAAUUGGUGAGAAAGCUUGGUUUUUAUCCUUCUUUUCUUGCUUAAAACCAGAUUUGAACCCAGAAAAUCUCCCCCCCUGCAGGAAGCUUCCGGAUCUGCCUUGCUCUGCUCCUCACCGCCGGCUGCUCCUGCUUUGUGGGGGCGAAUUUCUCUGAUUUUGGACCCGUGAGCUUCCCUGCACUUGCUGCCGACUUCUUCUCCCUGCAGCUCCGGUUCCUUGCUUGCAAAUUCUGGUUUCCGAUCGUUCUAUCAGUUAGCACUGAGAUUGAGUGCUCGGUUUUAUGCGAGUGAGGUAAGUAAAUUUAUGGUAAUGUCCGUACUGUUUUUAAAAGCAUGUUUGAUUUGUUUUUGAAGUGGUGACAGGACUAAACCCGUUUUACACAAGUAUGAUUGAUUUGAAGUGAAGUGUUUUAUGCUUUUCAUUAAAUUGAGCAUGCCUACUUGAAAUUUAAUUGAUUGUCCUGAUGAUUUGAAAGUAAUUGGUGAAUUAUGAUUUCUCUGUUAACUUCAGCCUGUUUUGUCUCUGAUGUGGUCAUGUUAUUAGUGACUCUACUAGUGGGGAUUAUACGCUAGCACAUGUCGGCAUGUUAGUGAUAGAGCCGGUUCGUACACAUGUCGACAUGUUAGUGAUAGAGCCUUGUGCAUAGAGAUUUGUUCCAAAAGAAUUAUCUUUUUUAUUUUAAAUUUAUCUCAAAUUAAUUGUUGCUUUUUUAUUUUUUAAAGUUCUGGAAGUUUUCCCUAAGAUGUUGAAAUAAAGAACGGAGUCAUUUAACUUCAUCAUAGCUAGUGCUUUUUCAGCAUGUGCACAGGUGCGUUAUUUUCAUUUAGGGUCACCAAUUCAUGGGCAGAGAAUGAUGAUCCAUAUUAUAGUCCAGAAAUCUCUUGUCACCAUGUAUGCCAAGUGUGGUUAUCUAGAGCAAAGUUAUGCUGUUUUCAGAAGAUGGAAAACAGAGAUUUAGUUCUUGGAAUGCAGUAAUAGCUGGGUAUGCUCAGACAGAAAUGGCUAUCUAUAGAAGGUAUUUUUACUAUUAAAUGCAAUGAUGAUGACCCUACAAAAGCUUGAUUCAUUGACUUACAUUGUCAUUCAUCUCCAAGCUAGGGCAUCCAGUGGGGCUCUCAAUCAGGGGAAGUGGCCUCAUAACUUUGUAAUUCAAAAUUUCCUCUACUCUUGCACCUUGUUACUUGGUAGACACAGCUCUAGUGGACUUGUAUUGUAAAUGUGGUAAUUUAGAUGCUGCCAGUAGGUGUUUUAAUGUGAUGUUGCAUGGCAAUCUGAUCUCUUGGACCACAAUCGUUGCUGGAUGUGGUAGUCAUGGGAAAAGGAGACAACUUUGAGCAUGUACCUGUAGUUGCUGCAAUUGGGGAUGUAAUCAAACAAGGUGAUCUUCCUUUCUUCUUCUUCCUUUUUUUUUUUUUCCCUGCAGCUUUGAUGGCCUUAUCAUUUGGCAGUGUUUCAAUGUGUAAGAUCAUAUUUUCCCUGUGUCUUUACAAUUAAUGAUCAAAUCUAUUUGGAAUGGACAAAGAUGUGACUGAGAGAAGGGAUAAAAGGACAUCAGUGUUUGCUGCGGCAUGUCUGCUUGCCUGCCAGCUGAAGUAGUCAAACAGUUAUCCAUGGGAGUUAAUGUGCCAAGUUUGGGUAGAAUAACCAUGCUAUGCAGCUAUUUAUUGCAGGACAGAUGUGCAUGCAAAGCAACCAAGUCAAGGAGAGGAACUCCUCACUCUUGUUUGGUUGGCAAUGAAUCAUCUGGGCCUCCGAACUCACUUUUCCAAAGAGGUUACAGGGAACCGCAAGACAUUCAGCAUUGAAGUUGUACGUUCACAAAAUGAAAAAUGAAAAUAAGGCAUUCGUGUUUGCUUUCUGUAUGUCUUUUUCUGUUGUCUUUCUUUAAGCGGUCAUCUUAUGUUCAUUUUGAAAAACUUAAUGCUUCCUUGGAUUAUGUUUAGUUGUAUUUGCAUUUGUCAGAUGUAGUUCUUCUCAACAGAACUUGAAUUGCUUCCUGUUUGUUUUUGGAUUCUUCAUAUAGAUAUUUUUUAUACUUCAUACUUGGCUCAAAAAUAUAAUCAAUUUCGAAGU
This is a messenger RNA of Rubroshorea leprosula, 2136 nucleotides long. NCBI's taxonomy places the organism in Eukaryota, Viridiplantae, Streptophyta, Magnoliopsida, Malvales, Dipterocarpaceae. The record is from the annotation of a GenBank genome assembly.